AACAGCCAGGGGCUGAAGCAAAUCUCAGCCCACAUCCUGGCAGGCAGCCAGGGAUGGGUGGAUCAGGAAGGCUCCUGGUUGGGCCUUUGCAUCAGGCUCAGGCUGGGCAUAAAGGAGGCUCCUGUGGACUGGAGGGAGGCAGACAUGGGGACCAUGAAGACCCAGAGGGAUGGCCCCUCCCUGGGGCAGUGGUCACUGCUGCUGCUGCUGGGCCUGACCAUGCCUCUGGCCGUCAUUGCCCGGGUCCUCAGCUACCAGGAGGCUGUGCUUCGUGCUGUAGAUGGCCUCAACCAGCGGUCCUCGGAUGCCAACCUCUAUCGCCUCCUGAACCUGGACCCGAGGCCCACAGUGGAUGGGGAUCCAGACACCCCGAAGCCUGUGAGCUUCACAGUGAAGGAGACAGUGUGCCCCAGGACAAUACAGCGGUCACCGGAGGAGUGUGACUUCAAGAUGGACGGGCUGGUGAAGUGGUGUGUGGGGACAGUGACCCUGAACCAGGCAGAGGACUCCUUUGACAUCAGUUGUGAUAAGGAUAAGAGGACAGUUGCCCGGCUGGGCAGUAUCCUCCAGAAAGCCGGAGAGAAGAUUGGCGGAGGACUUAAAAAAAUUGGCCAGAAAAUCAAGGAUUUUUUUGGGAAGCUUGCACCCAGAACAGAGGCCUAGCGUGUGCCCUCUCCUGGCUCAGGCUUCUGGGCUCUGAGAAAUAAACUGUGAGAGCAAUUUC
Messenger RNA from Saimiri boliviensis boliviensis (Bolivian squirrel monkey), 724 nucleotides. RefSeq names its product cathelicidin antimicrobial peptide (gene CAMP). The record is from RefSeq and is a predicted model, not a curated record. NCBI's taxonomy places the organism in Eukaryota, Metazoa, Chordata, Mammalia, Primates, Cebidae. Gene Ontology annotation, biological process: defense response to Gram-negative bacterium; defense response to Gram-positive bacterium; innate immune response. Gene Ontology annotation, cellular component: extracellular region. Gene Ontology annotation, molecular function: lipopolysaccharide binding.